AGUCUACCAUCUCGCGUAUUGGCAGUCAGUGCGUCAACAUAAAGGCGUGACGUCAAACGUUUUACUUUUUAUUUUCUUGGAGAGUGUGUCAUCUUUUUUAGCUAUUGUUAUAAGAUCUAUUUUAGUUGGUCUAGCCGGCGAUGUCUGAGAACUGCAGCGCUGGCACGUUGUCGUAUUGUCCGUAGACAAUCCAGGCUACAUUAGUGCUCAAAAUGGAACCUGUCUGUUGAUUGAAAAGGUUCGGACUCCGGGGUCUGUGUGUUAUAUCUUGUCCAUCUCUCGCACAACCUCCUACAUGCGAGGGCUGAGAAUGCUUCGACAAACAGUCAAAUUGUUUCAGGACUCCUCGGAGAGCUUGUCAUAAACACAAGCAGUAUAACACAAGCUGGAUGAAAUUUCUAUCAACUUUCGACGUAAGGGAUGGUACAACUUGGACAGGGUGAACGUUAAACCAUUUGUCGGCUGGACAUUCUUCGAGACCAAAGAUUCUUACCUGGCUUGUUGUUCUCUCCCUUGCAACGUCUGUGUUCUCAAGUGGCGACCAAUUCACCUGACAUUUUACGACGCCAAAAUCGUGUUUGGCAAAAAUUUGCUGCGUACCAAUGAAGGUAAAUGCCGGUAUGAAAUGGACAUGAUGAACUCUGGGGUUAAAGUAUGGCUCUAUCCACGCUGCUUGCAGUUCAUCUUCUCGGACCGCAACAAGUCUUACCACGUAAUGGUCAAGUACAUAGAGGAUUACAAACAAAUUAUCCGAUCUCUCUACGAACAAAAGGAACUCAAGAAAAGAGAAAAGGACAUGUUCUUGGAAGCAACAAUCCAUAGACUGCACCGCCAGCUCGCUCUACACGUGGCCAAAGAUAUGGAGCAGCCGUGCGACUGUGAUGAGUUCUACAGCCGUGUGCGGAGAGAGGUACAAGAGCCGAGAACACCGGCCAAGAAGGUAAAGCAGCGAGUCUUCCGCCUGAAGAUGCUGGCUAGAAAAUCGGUUUGUUCUUGUCUGUGCGUCUGAAUUAAAAACAUAUUGUUACAGCGUG
Molecule: messenger RNA, 1034 nt
Organism: Aplysia californica (California sea hare)
Lineage: Eukaryota; Metazoa; Mollusca; Gastropoda; Aplysiida; Aplysiidae
Exons: 6
Coding region: 626-1009 (127 amino acids)
Source: RefSeq, a predicted model, not a curated record